Messenger RNA from Brienomyrus brachyistius, 997 nucleotides. It is a transcript of the gene gpx9, whose product is annotated as glutathione peroxidase 9. Lineage: Eukaryota; Metazoa; Chordata; Actinopteri; Osteoglossiformes; Mormyridae. The coding region runs from base 393 to 779 and encodes 128 amino acids. The record is from RefSeq and is a predicted model, not a curated record. The transcript has 5 exons. Gene Ontology annotation, biological process: response to oxidative stress. Gene Ontology annotation, molecular function: glutathione peroxidase activity.
GAGCAGAAACACAUGACUAGAGAAUUUCGCUCACCUUUGCAAACAUUUAAACAAAUCACUGCACGGGAAAUUCACCUCAGUGUGGGGGGACAAUGGAGUCAGUCACGCAGAACAACUGCUGACCAACAAGCUAUGAAUCUGUGAAUGCAGAGAGGUGUCAGCGUGAGCGCUAGAUGUGUCCCACUCACAGUGACAGCUCUUUAAACACUCGUGCCCUCUCUCUGUGCUCCAUCAUGGCCAAUGUGUCCAUCUAUGAUUUCACCGUGGAGACCUUGGAGGGUUUCACCGAACCACUGGGCAACUACAGAGGCAAGGUGUUGCUUAUCGUAAAUGUGGCUACCUUCUGAGGGGCCACGGUAGAGGAGUAUCACAGACUGAAUGCACUUGUGGAUAUGUACAGUGAGCUCAACUUUGAAGUUCUUGGUUUCCCCUGUAACCAAUUUGGACUUCAGUCGCCUGAGGCAAACCACGAAACCCUGAAUGUUUUGAAGUAUGCCAGACCCGGUGCAGGUUUCAUCCCAAAGUUUCCAGUAUUUGCAAAAGUCGAAGUGAAUGGAUUGGAUGAGCAUCCCUUCUUUACUUACCUGAAGAACAGCUUGAGCUUUGUAAACCCUGUCAUUGGUGACAUUAAGAAAUUCUACUGGUCUCCAAUUAGAGUUAACGACAUCCGCUGGAACUUUGAGAAGUUCCUGGUACGUGCAGACGGAGUACCACAUAAGAGGUACGAACUUCAUAGUCCGUUCGAAGAGCUGCAACGAGACGUCGCAGACCUGCUCUAGAGACACAACCUUCAGGGCCGUUGAAAGGCUAGUUGCACCACUGGGAAAGGCACUGUGAAGAUCCCUCAGUAAAUGUCGCCUUGCACCUGGGUGGACCUGAUGAAAAGGGACAAGCGCUCAAAGUUUCAGUGCAUUCGCUCUGAGCCUAAUAUCCCACCAGCCUCCAGUGUGUUACUCUGCUUUCACAAGGCUUUACACAGCUUCUUCAGUGCUCUUUC